Molecule: messenger RNA, 1043 nt
Organism: Sinocyclocheilus rhinocerous
Lineage: Eukaryota; Metazoa; Chordata; Actinopteri; Cypriniformes; Cyprinidae
Gene: bub3
Product: BUB3 mitotic checkpoint protein
Exons: 7
Coding region: 27-1043 (338 amino acids)
Molecular function (GO): protein binding
Source: RefSeq, a predicted model, not a curated record
ACGCGUCCAAUCAGAGUAGCGCGUCGAUGAGCGGCAGAGCAGCAGCGGAGAAGAGCAGCACGGUGAGAUUUAACGGAAAUUCUGAUUAUUUCAUCUCUCAGGGUCCAGAGGACAGCGUCUCGGCUGUGAAGUUCAGCCCGAGCUCGGCUCAGUUCCUGCUGGUGUCGUCGUGGGACUGUACGGUCCGUCUGUUCGACGUCAGCGCUAACAGCAUGAGGAUGAAGUACCAGCAUCUGGCGCCGGUUCUGGACUGUGCUUUCUAUGAUCCGACUCACGCGUGGAGCGGCGGUCUGGACAGCCAGCUGAAGACGCACGAUCUCAACACGGAUCAGGACACAAUCGUGGGGACGCACGACGCUCCCAUCCGCUGUGUGGAAUACUGUCCGGAGGUCAAUGUGAUGGUGACGGGCAGCUGGGACAUGUCUGUGAGGCUCUGGGACCCCAGAACACCCUGCAACGCCGGGACCUUCACACAGCCCGAGAAGGUCUACACGCUGUCUGUGGCUGGGGACCGGCUGAUCGUGGGGACGGCGGGGCGGCGUGUGCUGGUCUGGGACCUGAGGAACAUGGGAUACGUGCAGCAGAGGCGAGAGUCCAGCCUCAAAUACCAGACGCGCUGCAUACGAGCUUUCACCAACAAACAGGGUUAUGUGUUGAGCUCCAUCGAGGGCAGAGUCGCUGUGGAGUAUCUGGACCCCAGUCUGGAGGUGCAGAAGAAGAAAUACGCCUUCAAGUGCCACAGACUGAAGGAGAACGGCAUCGAGCAGGUCUUUCCGGUCAACGCCAUCUCCUUCCACAGCGUCCACAACACGUUUGCCACCGGCGGUUCUGACGGCUUCGUGAACAUUUGGGAUCCGUUCAACAAGAAGCGUCUGUGUCAGUUCCACCGUUACCCCACGAGCGUGGCGUCUCUGGCGUUCAGUACAGACGGCUCUCUGCUGGCCAUCGCCUGCUCGUACAUGCAGGAGCAGGGAGACGUCUCUCACCCCGCCGACGCCGUCUUCAUCCGCCAGGUGACCGACGCCGAGACCAAGCCCAAGUGA